UUUAAAUAUUAACUACGUUUAUUUUCGUAAGUAUGCCAUCUCCAUAGGUUUUUUUUAGUACUCAGAGUUUUCCGCUCCUCACGUCACAUCGUCUUCACGGGGUUUGUUGACUUUGUUGUGCACGAUCAAAUCCUUUUAUUAGUCUUAAAAUGAGGUGACGUGGAGUAAGUGAAAAAUCGUUGUAUAUUUAUGCAUUCCACAUCACAACUGAUAAUUUUUCUGUGAUUAAAUUAUGGCCGGAGUCCCAGUUAAAUUUGGUACUAUUUUAUCUUUCUGUGUGUUAUUUUACGCUAUUUAUUUUCGAAAAAACGAUGUAGGUGAUGUUAGAUUGUCGCCGGUAAAAGAUCAUUUAUUACAUUUAGAGAGUGAGAACAAAGUAUCUAUUGGUAAUUUACAACCACGAGUGGCUCUUGGUUAUGGGGCCUGUCACGAUCUAUUCGUGAAUGCAACAAAAUUAUUAGACUUCAAUGAACUGAAGGGUAGCCCAGAACACUUUAACGAAAUAUCGAACAAAGAUGAAUUUCUGAAAAGCUUUGCAUACUUCUUCAAACAUGGUGCUGCGGCAGAGAGAUUCAUGUCAAAUUCUAAACUUUAUGAUGAAGUAAUAGAAAAAGCACUCGGUCUAGAUGAUACAAGAUGGGCUAUUGGUGGGAAUGCUCCACUCAUGGCAAAGAGAUUCUUUAUGGAAGGCUGGAAAGUGUUAUUUGCUGCAAAGAUGAGCCAAAAGCUUAAAUCAUACAUUCCAAAUGAUAUUCAAAUAGUGGGUGAUGAAAUCAAUGAAGAGGUGAAGGAUGAUAUUCAUAUGAUAUUGGAAUACAAAGCAGAUGAAUUGUUUGGUAUAUAUAAAGCCCCUAGAGCAAAUAGAUAUAUUGUGCAUAAUGAUGAGAAUAAUCCACUCUUGAGUUCUUUAGAGAAGUUUGGAGAAAGUUUACCAAAAUUUGGUCCAAAUUUACUUGUUAUAAGUGGUUUACAGAUGAUGGAUAAUUAUCCAUUCAAAAAAGAUGAUCACCAUGAUUUAAGAGCUGAGAGACUUGAUUUGGUUAAACAGCAAAUUUUGUCUCAGUCUAAAACCACUUUAACACACUUUGAGAUGGCGAGCUACGUUGAUCUAGAACUGCUCUUACAUCUCACAACAAAGGUUUUACCUUAUGUAGACUCGGUUGGUAUGAAUGAACAAGAACUGUCCAAUUUGUGCAGUGUUCUUGAAUACGGCAAAGUAAGUAUAGUGGCUGACUCUAAUCCCAGGGUUGCCACAGCUCUGGACCAAAUGCGUAAAAUAUUUCAUUUAAUAAGGGAGAAAAAUAAAAUACACAAUAGCAAUAGGAUAUUGACACGCAUUCAUGUGCACACAUUGGCUUACCAGGCCAUAUUGACUGUGAAGAGCUCUAAUUGGAAGAGAACAGAAGCUGCUGUUGCAAAAGCAUCUCUUACUGCACACAGAUAUGUAUGCAACAAUCAGAACAUAGCCUUGGACAAAUCUAAGUUACUGCUUGAUGACAGUUUCUCUACCACUACAGAUAAUGAUAACAAUAGUAGAGUGUUCUUUGAACCCUCCAAGCCUGUAGCUUGUUGGGAUGAGGUGGUGCAUGGUGCAUCAGUAGAGAUAUGCGUAGCACCAGUCCUUAUCUGCACUGAAGCUCAGCUCACUGCUGGAGCAGGUGAUAACAUAUCAGCGGCAGGAUUAGUUUUACAAGUUGAAAAAUAAUUUUAUAUUUAAACAGAACAUAAUUAUGAGAACAAUUAGCAUUUUAUAUUUACAUUUUGUGAUGAUAACUUGAUCUUACUGUUUACUACUUUAAUCAUUCCAUUCUCUUGACUGUUAUUAUGUGCGAUUAUGAAUAUUUAGUUUUGUGCCAUUCAAAUGAAUAAUGUUUAUCUUAGUUGACUUGCCACUUAAGUACAAGUAAUAAAGUAAUAUUUUUAUCAUCAAAUGUAUGUGAAUUGUAUAAGACUACUUAAUUUUAUUUAUUUAUUAGGAAUUGUGUACAUGGAAAUUUGGUUAAGGCUUUUUGAUAUUCCUUAAAUUAUUGUUGAUCACUUAGUCAUUGUUGUUCAAAUAUAGAAACAUUAUUAGAAAACAAUGAAUUUUAUUUCACAUCAUUGUUAAAUUCAAUUUGCAUGUGUAUAAAACAUAAUUUUGUCAAACUUGGUCAAAUUAAUUGUAAAAGCUUACAUACAUAGUUUGAUUUAUUAUCACUUCAGUGACAGGUAUAUUCUUACUUUUGCAAUGUAUUUUAAGCUUUAUUUAUGAAAAACAUAUAAUGUAAGUUAAAUUAGAAUCUUCUGUACAAAUUCUACUACAUAAAAGUAAUAUACAUAAUGUAAUCUUAAAUAAGACAAUACUAGAACUAUGAAAAACAGCAAACUUAAUCUUAAUUACAUAAUUAACAUAUAAAGGAAAACACCGUAUUGAACAACUUCCAUGUCCUUCAUAAAUCUACAAAACAGAUUCAAGGGUAGACUAAUAAAUUCAGUCUUCAAUUAUGACCAGCUUCAAUAAUCAACAUCCUGUAAAUGGUAAACAUAAGAGUGGUUUCAGACCAGCGUACAAGAGACGUUCAGGCCAAUGCAAUUUUAAUUAUUUAAACUGGCCAUUAAACAUUAGCUUGCAUAUAUACCCAAUAAAAAGUAAAACUAUCAAGCAUCAUCCUUGUCAUUGUCAAACCUGAUUUUCUUAUUCUGAGGUUUUGCAAGUGCUUUAUAUGGGUCGUAUAAACCACUUCUAACAAAUCUUUUUGCAGCAUCAAUAUUUACAGUUGGUCUUUUUUCUUUAUCUUUGACUUCUUGCCAUUUUAACAUCACAGCUUUUAUUCUUUGUAGCUCAUCUUUUAUAGGGUGUUUCGUAGGAUCUAUGCCUUGAAUGCGCAAAUGUAUCCAAUUUAGUGAAUUUAAUGUAAAAGCUAAAAAGAGAUCGAGUUCAAUCUGUGCUGGCAGCGUUAAUUUAUCGUAUUGCUCCUUCAAUGGUAACAAUUGCUCCAAAACUGUCUGUACUUCCAUCAAGUUUUCCUUCAGAUUCUCACAGUUGUCAACAAAAUCUUUGUCCUUACUAAGUUCACCAUAGCUGAGUUGCCAAUCCAUUAUUAUUCAAUUAAGAUAUUUCAACAAGCUAACCAGGUACUUGAUAUUUUUUCACAAAAAAUAUUUUAAAAAUGUACGUAAAUCUAAACAUAACCUACAAAAUUUCACAUGACAUGACAGAUAGAA
Molecule: messenger RNA, 3204 nt
Organism: Chilo suppressalis (striped riceborer)
Lineage: Eukaryota; Metazoa; Arthropoda; Insecta; Lepidoptera; Crambidae
Source: the annotation of a GenBank genome assembly